AUGCUCUUAAUAUACAGUGUUUUGAAGAUCCAUUCUCAAGUUCCAGUUCUUGAGCAGGCCAAGCAGGACACUAUUGACAAGGUUUGUGGAAUAGUGAAGAAGCAACUAGCCGUCGCUCAAGACACGCCUGUAAACGGUGAAACAAAGUUCGGCGACCUUGGGGCUGAUUCGCUCAACACGGUUGAAAUUGUGAUGGGUCUCGAGGAGGCAUUCGGUAUCACGGUGGACGAGCCGAGCGCCCAGGAGAUCAAGACGGUGGAGGACGCUGCCACUCUUAUCGAUAAGCUCGUGAAUCGUGAUAGACAAGGAAGGUUGAAAUGA
Lolium rigidum is the source of this 321-nucleotide messenger RNA. Its product is annotated as acyl carrier protein 3, chloroplastic-like. The record is from RefSeq and is a predicted model, not a curated record. Gene Ontology annotation, molecular function: acyl carrier activity. Gene Ontology annotation, biological process: fatty acid biosynthetic process. The transcript has 3 exons. Lineage: Eukaryota; Viridiplantae; Streptophyta; Magnoliopsida; Poales; Poaceae. Bases 1 to 321 code for a protein of 106 amino acids.